GUUGUGACCAGUCCUUCUCCAUCAUUCCCAAUCUGAUUGCAGUAUUAUGCCAGUGAUUCUCAGAUAUUCCCAGUACUAUUCUGGUCACUCCCAGUACAAUCCCAGCUAGUUCCAGUAGGAUCCCAGUAUGACUCUGACAUGGGCACAGCUACUCCCAUUAUCAAUCCAAUGUGGUUGCAGUUGCUCCCAUUUCCCCCCAGUGUGAUUUCAGUCUCUCCCAGUGUAUCCCAGUUGCCACCACCAUGUUCCCAGUCACUUCCAGUUGCUGCCAGUAUGAUCCAGUAUGAUCCCAGUCCUUCUGAGCAUGAUUCCUGUGUCUCCCACUUCCUCCCAGUGUGAUCCCAGGUGCCCCCAUUUGCCCCAGUACAGUCCCAGUUAUUCCAUAGAUGUUCCCAGUCACUCCCAGCAUGGUCCCAGUCAUGUCCAGUUCCCCCAGUACAGAGUAGUAGCUCCCAUUCACUCCCCAGUAGCUCCCAGCAUGGAAACAACUGUUCCCAGUGUGGUUCCAGUCCCCUCAGUAUGAUUACAGGCACUCUUAUAUAAUAAGAUCUCCAGCUCCCCCUAGCACAGUCCCAGUCAUUCCCAGUACUAUCCCAGUAUGAGUCCAGUAUGAUGCCAGUCUCUGCCAGCAGGGCCCCACUCACUCACACUUGCCCCCAGUUUCCUGAACAUGGUCCCAGGUUUCCGCCCAGCACAUACCCAGUCACUCGUAGUUACGUCCCAGUCACAACCCCUAUGGUUUCAGAAACUCCCAGUAUAUCCCAGUUGCCCUGAACAAUCUCAUAGUCAUUCCCAGGCACUCCCAGUUACCUCAGCAUGGUUCACUUGCUCCCAGUGUUAUCCCAGUUGCUCCUGGAAUAGUCCCAGUGCCUCUCUGCAUGGUUUGUUUAUUUUUUUAGGGGUGGGGAAUGUUUGGAUAAUGAAGAAUUGCAAAGCUGAGCAGCAAAUGCCCCUUGGGGGGACACUGGGUGGUCCCGGUGGCAGCUGCCGGCAGAGGCAGCCUGGAGGAGCAGAGCCCUGUGUCCCCCAGGACCCCAAAUUGGGGAGCCCAGAGAGGGAGGAGCACUGCCAUUGGCGGGACCCUCAACAGCCUGGAGAGGGGCAGGGGGGACUCCUUGGACCCCCAGCACCCCAAAGCAGAGAAUAAGGGGGGUAGGGACACGGGGUCCCCAGAAUCCCCCAGCAUCCCUAAAUGGGGAGGGGGAAGAGGGGGGAGGUUUUUGCAUUCCUGGGACUCCCAGCAGCCUGGGGAGGGCGGAGACUGAGUAGAUGGGGGACCCCCAAUAGAAGCGUGACCCCCAGCAGCUGGGACAGGGGGGAACCCCUGAACACUAAAGGGGAGGGAACAUUGCCAGGAACUCCUGGGAGGCAUUUUCAGGGUUGAGUGUUGGUGUUUGGGAGAUUUUGAUGGAGCCCAGAUGCCCAGGGACUUCUAGAGAAGGACUUGGGCAGGAGGAACCCCCAAGAAAAUGCGCUCAUCCCUUUUCACAAACAAGGAUUUCCUAAUUUCAGCCCAUGGCUUGAUGGAGGAGGACGAGGCUGCAAGGAAGAGGAAGAUGGCCCAGGAGCCCCAGACAGACAAGGAGCUGAGCACGGAGAGCAGGGAGGACAAAUCCUCGUGGCAGAACCUGGUGGAAGAGGCCGUUUGCAGCAGCUCCACGGUGCAGGAAUCCAACGGGGAGGAAAAGCCACGGAGAUCCCGCAGCAGGAGGGGCUGCAAACGCAGAUCGCGGGGAUCUGAGGAGGAAAGACCCAGCCUGGGCCGGGCAGGCGGCCGGAGAUGGAGCCAGAGCUCGGACCUGGUGGUCCAUGAGAAGCUUCGUGAUGGGGAGAAGUGCCACAAGUGGAGGUACAGACUAAUCCGACACCAGAGGAUCCACACUGGGGAGAGGCCCUACGAGUGUGGGGAGUGUGGGAAGAGUUUUCAGACCAGCAGCAAUCUCCUCAGGCACCAGCGCACGCACACAGAUGAGAAGCCCUUUCCCUGUCCCGAGUGCGGGAAGGGAUUCAGGCAAAACUCCACCCUCACCAGACACCGGCGCAUCCACACUGGGGAAAAGCCCCAUGUGUGUGGGGAGUGUGGGAUGAGCUUCAGCCAGAGCUCCCACCUGAUCCACCACCGGAGGAUCCACACUGGGGAGAGGCCCUACAAGUGUGUAGAGUGUGGGAAGGGCUUCAAGCAGUGUUCCAGCCUAAUAGUUCACCAAAGGAUCCACACUGGGGAGAGGCCCUAUGAGUGUUCAAAGUGUGGCAAGAGGUUUCCCAGCAGCUCUGAUCUCGUCAAGCACUACCAUACACACACGGAGGAGAGGCCUUACGAGUGUCAUGACUGCGGGAAGGGCUUCAAGCAAAACUCUAACCUCAUCACCCACCGGCGCAUCCACACUGGGGAAAGGCCCUACGAGUGUGACGAGUGUGGGAAGAGCUUCUCCCGCAGCUCAAACUUGAUCCAACACCAGCGGAGGCACCAGUAAGGGAAGCCCUGCGAGUGCCCCGAGUGCAGGAAGAUCUUCGUGCGCUGCUCCAACUCCAUCCCCCACUGCAGGACCCACCUCGGGCAGAGCCCUGGUGAGUCACAUUACCUGGGAUCCAUGUUGGCUUGAGACCUGCCUGGUUAUCCUUUUGUUUUGGCCUUUGUUUUUCUCUCAUCAAUUUCUAUUUGUUCUCCAAAAGCCAAUAGGGAUCUAUCUGUCACCUCAAAAACUCCCAAAUCCAAGUAAAAACCCAUCAAUGUUGACUCAAAUUGGAUCAGUCUUACUUUAAAGUGCCUUUUUUUCCCUCAAAACAACUCAAUGCCACAAAAACUGUACAGGAUUUCAGAGCCGCCAGGGUGAGAAGGGGUUGGAAGGAUAUUGGGAGAAGUGGGAUCCAAAUUUGGAACAGUGGGAUUGGGAUUGUGUGGGACUGGUUGGGAGGGAUGGAUUUGAUAAUAAAUAAAACUUUGACAAUUCCUGAUUUCUGUCCGAUUCGCUUUCCGUCACUUUCAAGUCUGUUUUCAGUGGCACCUUCUCAGCUUAUUGUGUUUGUGUCCUCCUUUCACUCCUGCCUCUCUCUGCCUGCUCUGUUUCUCUCUCAGGCUUUCCCUUGACCCAGGGCAGCUCCCACCAAAGACCCUGCCCUGAUUCAAUUCCCACUGCAGGAGCUGCAACAGCCAUGGGUGAAGUUGUGAAGGCUGGCAGUGAAAUGUCCCUGUAAGAUCUUGCUGCACUUGGCUUUUGGCCCCUUCUGAAGAGCUUUGCCUUCAAGGGCAGGAACAUCUUUUCCUGGCUGGGGACUGGAAUUCCAGAGCUGGGCACUGUGAGCCAGGCAGGACUAUCCAGGCUGAGACCAUAGGGACUGGGAUCCUCCAGACUGGGACUGCACAGACUGGGACCAGAUGGAUCAGGGCCAUGCAGACUGGGAUUGUAUAAACUGGGAUGACAUGGACUGGAAUUGUACAAACUGGGACCAUAUGGACCGGGAUGGCUGCUCCAGAACUAUUCGAACCGAGGGGGUCCUGCCCUACCCAGGGGUCCCUCCCAGUCCCACACAGGAGCACAGGCAGAAGUCCCCAGAGUUAAUGUGGAGGUCCCAGAGUGCUCACAGUGUGAUCCUGAUGCUGAUCCCUGUCCUGGUGCCAGCCUCAGUCUCGGAGCACUUCUGGUGUCAGCCUCAGUUUCGGUUCUGAUCCCAGUGUCAAUCUCAGUCUUGGAGCAGUCCCCAAGUGCUCCCUGUGCUCAUUCCGGUCCUGGUGUCGGUCUCGAUCCCAGAGCGGUGCUGGUCUCAGUCCCAGUGGGUCUUACAGUCGCGCCAGUCUCGGUGUUGGUUCUGGUGCCGCUCUCAGUCUCAGUCCCAGAGUUCUCCCGAUGCUGGUCCCAGUCCAAGAGCAGCCCUGGAGCUCUACUGGUGCUGGUCCCAGUAUUGGUGUUGGUCUCAGUCCCAGUCUUUGUUCCAGAUCUGGAGCAGUGCUGGUCUCAGUUCUGGUGUUGGUUCUGUUCCCAGUCUUGGUCUCGGUCUCCAUUCUGAUUUCAGCCUCAGAAAUGGUGCUGUUGCUGGUAUGGGUGCCCGUCUUGGUCUCGGUCCCAAAUCUUUUAAGCCUAUUAUGUGAUUUUUUACCAAGCUGCAGUGUUUUAGGCUGGAUUUUAGGCCCAUUCAGACAAUGUUAGGCCAAUUUGGAUGAUUUCAGAUCUCUUUGUGUGGAUUUGAGGUC
This is a messenger RNA of Oenanthe melanoleuca, 4189 nucleotides long. RefSeq names its product zinc finger protein 239-like. Lineage: Eukaryota; Metazoa; Chordata; Aves; Passeriformes; Muscicapidae. Gene Ontology annotation, molecular function: DNA-binding transcription factor activity, RNA polymerase II-specific; RNA polymerase II cis-regulatory region sequence-specific DNA binding. Gene Ontology annotation, biological process: regulation of transcription by RNA polymerase II. The transcript has 2 exons. Bases 1470 to 2474 code for a protein of 334 amino acids. The record is from RefSeq and is a predicted model, not a curated record.